This is a messenger RNA of Arabidopsis lyrata subsp. lyrata, 2609 nucleotides long. RefSeq names its product tax1-binding protein 1 homolog B. The coding region runs from base 587 to 2488 and encodes 633 amino acids. NCBI's taxonomy places the organism in Eukaryota, Viridiplantae, Streptophyta, Magnoliopsida, Brassicales, Brassicaceae. The record is from RefSeq and is a predicted model, not a curated record. The transcript has 2 exons.
ACUUGUUGCAGAAAAUGGUACUGUGAAUUGAUGUGAUCCUUUUGGACAUGCCUUUUUCUCUUGAAUGAUGAUGAAUGUUUCUAAAUUCUAAACUUCUUAAGGUAGUUAGUUUAUAUCUAUUGGGCUUACUAUUUUUCUUUUAUUAAACGUUAAUGGGCUUAUUCAUCUUAUGAAGCCCUUUAAGUGAUUGAUCAUUUACGAAACUUAUCUCUUCCAUGGGCCAUGGCAUCUCGUGAAUCUCAUCUGAUAGAAGAAAUCGAACGGCUACAAAAUCAUUGGAGACUCUGGUCAAACAAAAUCUGACUUAUAAGUAAUCCAACGGUUGCUCAUAAUUUAAUCCAACGGCUGUAAAUCAAAGGGGGUACAUAUUUGUCCCGAUACGUGUAUGCUACAACUUUUUCUGAGCUCAGCUCUCCCUCCAUUUUUUCUAUGUUCAGUAAAAAUCAAUCAAUCAUCUUCUCUCUCUCUCUCUUGUUUUCAAAUUUGAAAUCAAAUUUGCUCUGUGUCUAACGGAAAUAAAGAAGCAAACUUUCUUAGUCUUUCUACUUCCUAGAGCUCAAAAACUCAAGUCUUACAGCAACUAGUAAUGGAACCGGAAAAUUCCCAACCUUUCACUUUCAGAAGCAACCCGCCGGAUCAGGAACCGGCGGCUGCACAAACUGAAGAUCAUUCUCGAAAAAGGGUUUCUGCUUAUGAUCUUAUGGUAGUGGACAGUGAUUUAGAGGGAGUUGAUAAAAAAAUGGACAAGUUGCGUAAUAUCUUAGAACAGAUUCAGAAGAAAGCUUCAUCAGUUCUUGAGUUCUCGCCUUGGUGGGAAGAAAUCGAUGAGGAAUUGGAUUUGCUAAAGCAACGAGCCAUGGAAGUGGAUUUGAAGGAGGCAUCUCUAAAAACUCAGAUUCUGGAGCUGGAGAAGAAGGAAGAGCGUCUUAAGCUUGUUGAAGAGAGAGCGAUGAAGAUUGAAAUUGAAUCUGAUUUGAAACGGUUUCUGGAAGAAAAUGUGGCGAGAUUGGUUCUUGAGAAGCAGAAUGAAGAAAUGGUGGUUGCUCAGCUUAACGCACAUGAGAAAUUGCUUCAGGGUUCGAUGAAGCUGAAGCAUGAAGAGCUUAUGAGAGAGGUUGAAGCGAGGAGAGAGGAGGUUGCUUUGCUUUCCAAGUCGAUCGAUGCCAAGACUUGUGAUUUAGAUAUGAAAGUGAAGGCCUUUGAUCUGAAGCAAACAACAGAGUCUGAGAGAAUGAGAAUGGAGACUGAGCUGAUUGAAACAUCUCUUAAGCAACUUGAAGCGAGGGAGAAUGAGCUUAGGUUGCUUAAUGAGACCAUCAAAGAGAAAUCGACUGAGCUGGAGAAGAAAGAAGAGAACUUUCAACUGAUACAACAAGCACAAGCCAGAGAUGUGGAAGUUAAGAUUAAGUUUCUUGAGCUAAGGGAGAAGGAACUUGGAGAAAGGGAGAAAGAGCUGGAAUUGAAACAGAGAGAAGUACAAGAACGAUCAAUACAAGCUGGGACUCGAAAGAGAACUAGGGUUGAAUCUGGGCCGUCAUUGGAUGCUGAGUCUCUUACACAACACAACCAAAAUGAUGAAGACAAGGAAAAAGAUUCUGCUUCUGUACUUUCAGCUUCUACAUCUUCUCGUGAAGCACAUGAAGAAGAUAUUGAAGAAGUCGUUGUCUCCAUAGUUAGAGGAACACAUCACAAUGAUGAGGACCAUGAGCCAUUAAUGUGUGUUGUUGAUUCAGAGUUCAAUGAUUUCAGCAAGACAAUGAGCUCUAUCAUGGCUGGUCAAGUAUGGGCUCUAUAUGAUAACAUAGAUUCAAUGCCUAGGUGUUAUGGUCGGAUCAAGAAAGUUAACAAGUGUCAGUCGAGUCUUCAAGUGACAUGGUUAGAACCUAAAGAUGAGGAAUCUGUUCUUGCUGCUUGCGGUAGGUUCAAAUGGGGGAAUACAGAAACCGUAAAAAGCCAUUUGGCCUUUUCCCAUGAGAUACAUCCCAUCAUACGUGGCAAACACUUCAUUGCUGUGAAUCCGAGUAAAGGCGAAACGUGGGCUCUUUUCAGAGACUGGAGCAAAAGCUGGAACAAUAACCGGAAACAGCACAAGCCUCCUUAUAGGUACGACUUUGUGGAAGUUCUAGUCAACGUCGACGAUUGUCUAGGUGUUGGAGUGGCCUAUUUAGGGAAGGUUCAAGGAUUUGCAUCGGUCUAUAAACAAGCUGGGCAGCAUGGAGUCAUCUCAUUCAUGAUCACACCAGAGGAAAUGCAAAGAUUCUCUCACAAAGUGCCGUCAUUUAGGUUGAAUGGAGAGGAGAAAGAGGGAGUUCCUGUUGGUUCUUUCGAGCUAGACCCUGCUGCUAUCCCCAGUUCUAUACUCAAGCAUGAUCGAUCUAUCCGUAAGGAAGCUGAAGAAACAGAAAAACAAAGCGAGGAUUGUGGUAAAACUGGUGAGGUUGAAGAUAAAGAUGGGUCAAGGAAAGAUUUCCCCAUUAUCUUAGAUUGAGGUUGGUCUAUAUUUGAGAGUCUGAUGGUCUUAGUUCUUCUAGUAUGUCGUAUUUUCUACUUCUUGUUGCAGAAAAUGGUACUGUCUUCGUCUCUUGAAUGCUAAUUUCAGGUGGAGUUUA